Messenger RNA from Geodia barretti, 1479 nucleotides. NCBI's taxonomy places the organism in Eukaryota, Metazoa, Porifera, Demospongiae, Tetractinellida, Geodiidae. The record is from the annotation of a GenBank genome assembly.
CAAGUGGUUAAUAUUGGAAGCUGAUUGUACACUGGCAGUCAAUGAGACUAUUUGAAACAAAGGGAAACAGCCUCUCAUGGGACGGUGUCUACAGCAAUGCCAGUGUCACUGAACAGCUGUACCCUAUUUAGACUAACAGCCUUUCAGCAAGCUAGUCUUUCAGCAGAUAAUAUUCAUGGUUCUCUCCCUCCCUCAUCAUAGGGAAUACCGUGCCUGCUACACUCACCGCACUCUUGGCCUCUCCGAAGGCGGCCCACGCCUGCGCCAGACCUGAGGUGUUAGCGGCUGGACCUCGCUGGGAGGACGGGCCAGGUCGCGACACCACCCGCGGCUCUCUCACACGGUGCCCGUGAACUCUUCCGCUCAUACUUGUUUCUCCGUGUUUCUGUUACUUGAGGUCCAGAUUUCAGACCUAACGUUGCUCGCUGGUUGGUCACUCAGAAACCGGCUGCACUAGACGAUGGAUGCACGACAUUCUCCAGAUCUUCAGUAGUCACUAAUAAACACAGGAGGUGCAAGGACCGAGAAUUUUCACACUGAUCAAAAGAGCGCGCGCCGCUAAUUAACGAUCAAUUAUUUUUGUGACAAAACAAGAUGCCGAAGGUGAUUUCUCGCAGUAUCGUGGUUACCGACUCUCGGGAUAAGGAGGAGUACAAGGGAGACACUCCGCUCUACGUCUACCUGUGCGUGUGCGGUCAGCUGGCACUCGUUCUCGAUGCGACGCUGGAUAAGCUCCCUCUGAGAAAGAGGGACGGAGCUAGAGUGGUGGACAAGACCCGUAACGCUUAUCGAGUUUACUACGAAUCGGCGGGUGUCAGGUACAUAAAAAGAGAUGGCGGGGUCGAGCAGCAGUACAGGCAGAAGUGCAAAAAGUGUAACCUGGAUAUCUUCUAUCGUCACAGCAACACUGAUGAAGGUGUUCAUUUCAUCUUCCCUGGGAGUCUGGUGAGGAGUGGAGAGAAGCCAGUGACGACCAUGAAGGCUGAACCAAUCUCUGAACCUCGUAGAAAGAGAAGCAAGAUAAUAAUGAUGAGGCACACGGUCGACGCUGGUAAGUACAGUACAGUGACAGUGUCGACGGUGGAUGAGGAGGAGGACGAAAUCGAGGCUAGAGAGAUUGAAAACUCGUUUGCCAGUAAUGCUGGUCUGGUUCACCAUCAAGUCAUCAGGACUGAAGAAGGCCGCAAGAGAUACGCUGACUUGAAAGCUAUUGAGGAGCAUGUCAAGUCCAAGAAGCAGAAAGGAACACUCAUUGACAAAGUCACAUGAACAGCACACUGCAUGCUCCACUCUUCUCAUUACUCGAAGAGUAAUUGUUGUUUUGACUUGAAAAUUUGUACUUAACCAUGACCAUUAAUUUUUCCAUCUGUUUAUUGUCUGCUUCUACAGCCAGCCUAAUAUUGGAAAGAAGGCUGCAGAAAUACUCGUGCACUUAUCUAGCUGUCACACGUUUUUUGUGUCAUCUUAAUUUCUAACCCA